CGCGUCGUGCUAUGUGUAAAAAGUUAAAAUGUCGGAGAAUUCGAAUAAAAGCAACGAAAAUGGGCCUAGCUGCCUGCAUUGCAGUGCGUACAAUUCAAAGCAACAAUAUCAGGAAAUAUUCGAUGAAGUGGGCAUCGAAAUUGAGCUCGCCGACCUGCUGGCCAAAUAUUUCCAAAUAGUUGUCAAGCCAGACCCCCAAAAGUCGCAGCUGCUGUGCCAGGAGUGUGUAAAUACUCUUAUACGUUUCUUUGACAUAGACGAGCUGCAACGGGAGCAGGAUGCCGCCAAUGCAGGCAAAAAGAAUGCCGUCAAGCAGCAGGAACUUGUAAUUGUCUCGCCUCCCGUGCCCGCAGUUGCCGCCAAAAAGGAUGCAAAGCUCGCCAAAAAGCAAAGCCCGCCGCCGCCGCCGCCCAAGGCAGCGCCAACAGCGGCAAAAAGUACGCCAGUGACCGUCAAACUGUUGGCGACAUAUGUUAAAUCAGAGAAACCUCCGUCGGCGGAGGCUACGGAUGCUCCUCCACCAAAAGCAGCUGCAGGUGCCCCGGCCAUACGCAUUGCCAGGGUCAGAACUGUUACCCCGAAACGUUUGCCGGUUAAAAUUAAGGAAGCGGUCAAAGCGGUCGCUAAAAGUCACAGCAGCAGAGAAGCCGGGUCAGCGGAUCAGGAGCAGAUAAGCGCACUAAUACGAGACAUUCUUGAAGAUGAGGAGGCGCCAGGCGAUGAUAAAUUUGUUGAGGCAGCGGCCACAGUGCGUCAGCUGGAGAAACAAUCAGGCACGAAUAAGCGCCAGCUGAAGGUGGUGGUGCAGCAAGAGCGGGCGGAGGAAGAGUGCCAGACUCUGAACGAACAGGAAAACAACGAGGAGCUAGAGUUUCUGCUCGAGCCUGAUGAUGGCUCCUCCGACUUGGAUGUGCGUCAUUUCAAAGUAGAGCGCAAAGUCAAAAGCGUCACAGCGCAGUCACAGAAUGAGAGCCAAAGCGAUGAUGAAUCCUUCAAAGUGGAACCUUUCAAUUUUGUUUUGAUCAAGGAAUCUGAUAACAUUGGCGAUCUGCACGAGUAUUUGUCCACCGUGGUCAAGACCAGCUUUGAGACUUUGCAAUUCGAUUGGGCCACGGUGUGCCGUCAUUGCUCGCUAAAGUCCACCAAAUAUGAGACGUUGCUCAAUCACAUGCUGAAGCGCCAUCAGCUGUCGGAGGAUCGCUACAGUUGCCCCAUUGAGGGCUGUACGGCGGAGCUGCAGGGCCGCAAAUACCUGGCGAUGCAUUUGGUGGUGCUGCAUGCGCCCGUGGCGGAAAUACCCAUUUAUGGCAAGUGCCCCGAGUGCAACAUGACCUUCUCAAACAUAUUGCAAUACAACAAACACUCUUGCGCGCAUGUCAUCAAGAAGCGUCGCGGAAUACGCCUGUACUGCGAGAUGUGCGGCUUGGAGUUUCCCUCCUGGAAGCGCUUUAAUUUCCACAAUCAAUUUCAUUUGGAGCGCCACAGACCGCGCGUCUGUUUUGUGUGCGACUAUGCGGACACCAACAUAGAUGAGCUAUUCCAUCAUUUGCACUAUGCACACGAGCCCGAGGGCACGCUCUUCUGUGAUCUUUGUGAUCGCAAUUUCCGUGACGCUGCCGUUUUUAUGGAACACAAUAAGUCGCAUUCGAAUGUCAGCAGCACCACCUACAGCUGUUCCGAGUGCAGCGCCAAUUUUGAGACACGCGGCCGACUUAAUGCUCACAUGCGCUCCGUACAUGGCAGCGUGAUCAGCUGCGAGCUAUGCAGCCGCGAAUUUGCUACGGAGGCCACCUACAACCUGCACAUGAAGACGCAUCUAAUCAUUGAGCGCGAGGUGCAUGUGUGCAGCAAUUGCGGGCUGCUUAGCGAAAAUAACGACAAAAUGAUGGCUCAUGUGGGAAAUGAGGAUUCAGCCUGCCUUGGCAUGGAUGUCUAUGCGGAACAGUUGCGUAAUGCUUAUAUAUGCGAAUAUUGCUCCGCGUACUUCAAGCACAAAAGUGAUUUGAGCGCGCAUCGCGAUUCGGGCGUGCAUAAGGAUGGUUUCUUCUUUUGUCAGCCUUGUGGCAAGGAGUUUGCCGACAUGAAACUCUAUCGUCAUCAUUUGCGCAACUUUCAGCAACAGCGCACGGAUGUGGCGCAUCGCAGGCUGGAGAUUGGUCUGUACUACAUGUGUGAUUAUGAGGAUUGCACUGAGGCCUAUAUAAACUGGAAUUCGCUGUACACACAUAAGCGACGCACACACGACGCCAUCUGCAAGCGGGAGCCUCAGGCCAAAUAUAAUGAAUGGAUCUGUCAGUUCUGCCAGAAGGAGUGUCGCUCCAAAAUGUCGCUCUCGGUGCACGUGGCGCGCAGUCACAACAACAACAAUGUGAUUUGCCCGCUGUGCAAAGCCUCGUACAAGGAUAAGGAGGCUUUGGCUAAACAUAACGCAUAUUGGCAUGAGCCCAUCGAAUGUCAGCUGUGCCUGAAAGUGGUCAAAAAUCGUCGCAACUAUGACACACACAUGAAUGUGGUGCACUCGAACAACAAACGCUACUUGUGCAGUGUCUGCCAAAAGGGUUUCUAUCAUAAAAGUGAAAUGGAGGCGCAUCAGCGGCUGCAUACCCAGUCGUUCAGCUGCGAGCACUGUAGCUUCAUCACGCGCAACAAGAAGUCACUGUCGGUGCAUGUGCUGGGACAGCACUUCAAACGCUUCGCCUUCGAGUGCAAGAUCUGCGAUAAGCGCUUCGGACGUCGCCAGGGUCUAUCAAAUCAUAUGCAGCGUGUGCAUGGCUCCAGGUAUACCUGUCGUGAUUUCUUUGACGAGGGCUGCAGCAAGUCCUUUGGCUCCACGACGAAGCUCAAUAUGCAUGUGCGUAAGGUGCACAACAGCAGCAUUUACCUGGAAGAUGAGCGAGUCAAGGCGGAGGAAGACGAUGAGGGGGGCGAGGAACUGAAAGAGGAGGAGGAAUCAACCAGCGAUGGUCCAUCCACAUCAAAGAAACGCUGCAUACGCAUCAAUGCAAGCACACAAAUCGAGUUUAUAAGCGACACAGCUGUUGCCGAGGAAAACGAGAGCCUCGCAGGCUCGGAAAUCUUUGAGGAGUUUCAAGAGGAGAUCAAGGAAGCGGACGCAGAGAUGCCAGAAUCAAAAAAGCAAAGGCAAUGUUAACAUUGUUGAU
This is a messenger RNA of Drosophila novamexicana, 3161 nucleotides long. Its product is annotated as zinc finger protein 814. Lineage: Eukaryota; Metazoa; Arthropoda; Insecta; Diptera; Drosophilidae. The record is from RefSeq and is a predicted model, not a curated record. Gene Ontology annotation, cellular component: chromosome; nucleus. The transcript is spliced from 11 exons. Gene Ontology annotation, biological process: regulation of transcription by RNA polymerase II. The coding region runs from base 29 to 3151 and encodes 1040 amino acids. Gene Ontology annotation, molecular function: zinc ion binding; chromatin insulator sequence binding.